UAUUCUGAAACUCGCGCGUUAUGCUCUGGCUGCCGGUUCCGCUCGCUCCAGAAGACCGCGAGCCUCUCGGAUCGUAGCUAAUUAGACGAUAUCUAAUCGAUGAAGAUCUACUUAUUGGUGAUAUCGAUUUGAUUGAUUGUGCCACCCAUUAUUCUAACUGAUUUCGGGACUGUCACUCUUGUUGUAUAUUGUUCUUCAGUUUUUAACAGUUUGUUAGUGUUGAUUACUUCUUGUGUACUGUUUCUUACUUAGUGAUGUUGUGGUAUUGAAGAUGUAUAUUGUGUUGAAAUGAGUGUUUACAUGGGUGUUUUGAAUGUUAUUUUUGUCACACUACUGGUUGUGCCUGGUGGUCUGUCAACCUUGAAAGCAAUUGACGAUGGAGCAUCGCCUAACGAGUUAGAUAAACCAAUUCCAAUGGACUCCGUUCAAGGAGUUCUACGUCAGAAAAUAGGUUUGCCGUGUAAUCUAACUCCAAGAGACAGAGAUGAUGGGGUGUCCAUGGUUCUAUGGUUUAAAGAAAUCAUAAGUGAACCUUUGUACAGUUAUGACUUGAGAGGUCGACAAGCCAACAAUGCGAAGCUGUGGUCUAGCCCUAAUGCCUUUGGUCCACGAGCCUUCUUCCAGGCAACAACUACUCCAGCAUUUCUCUUCAUUGACCACAUAGAGAUAUCAGAUGAAGGGAUUUAUAGAUGUCGGGUCGACUUCAAAAACUCGCCUACUAGAAACAGUAGAGUUAAUUUCACAGUUAUCAUUCCUCCAUCCAAAAUUCACAUAUACGACGACAGAAGGAUAGAAAAAACAAUUCUGUUGGGGCCAUAUAAUGAGGGAUCAGAUCUCAAUUUGAUAUGUGAAGUUAAAGGAGGUCGACCAAGGCCAAGGGUGAAUUGGUUCCUAGAAAAUUCCCUUUUGGAUGACACGUUCGAAGUCCGAUCAGAUGGAAUCACCGUCAACUACUUGACAUUCCUUCACAUCGAACGGAGGCAUCUGCAUGCUCGAUUUAUAUGUCAAGCAAGCAACAAUAAUUUAGUAGCUCCCGAAACAAGAGUGGCUGUGUUAGAUAUAAAUUUGAAACCCCAGAGUGUCAGCAUUUUAACGAAGGAACGCCAAGUAUCUGCUGAUAAAAGAUAUGAAGUGGAAUGUCGAACGUAUGGAUCUCGUCCUGAUGCUGUUAUCACAUGGUGGCGAGGUAGCAGACCUGUCAAGAAACUUGCCAAGAUUGUAACUUCACAGAAUAACCAAACAGUUAGUACCCUGACGUUUGUGCCUGUGAUAGAAGAUGAUGGUAAAUACUUAACAUGUAGAGCUGAGAAUCCUUCAAUUCCAGAUAGUGCCCUGGAAGAUAAGUGGCGACUUAAUGUUCAUUAUGUUCCGGUCGUGAAUCUGAAAAUGGGAUCGACGCUGAAUCCAGGAGAUAUCAAAGAGGGCGACGACGUCUACUUUGAGUGUAACAUAAGAGCAAAUCCCAAAGUCUACAAACUUUCCUGGUUCCACAACGACGUGGAAAUUUUCCAGAAUGUGAGUGGAGGAACAAUAAUGAGUGAUCACAGUCUAGUGCUUCAAAGUGUGACGCGCGCUUCUGUAGGUGAAUACAGAUGUGUUGCCACCAACGCCGAAGGCAAAGGAUCAAGUAAUCCUAUCAAGCUGGUAGUCAGAUAUGCGCCGGUGUGCGUGCAGGAUCGCGAAGAGCUUUACGGCGCCCUGAAGCAGGAGACCGUGACGCUGCGGUGCCAGGUCGACGCCAAUCCGGCCAUUGUGACCUUCCAGUGGACUUUCAAUAAUUCGGGCGACCAGACGGACGUACCGGCCAAUAAGUUCACCAACGAGGUCACUAGCUCCAGGCUGAAUUACACACCUGUCUCUGACCUGGACUACGGCACGCUACUGUGCUAUGGAAUCAACGAAGUGGGCAGGCAAAAGACCCCCUGUGUCUUUCAGGUUGUCAUUGCCGGACGCCCAUCUCAACUGCAGAAUUGCACAAUAUCCAAUCAAACUUUCGAGUCGCUCCAAGUGUUCUGUGUUGAGGGAUUCGACGGGGGACUACCCCAAAGCUACUUGAUGGAAGUAUUCGAACUGCCGUCUCUGAGGCCGAGAGUCAAUCUCACCACUUACAGAACUCCCCCCACAUUUGCUGUCGACGGUCUCGACCCAGGCAUCAACUACAAAAUUGUUUUGUACGCUGUCAACGCCAAAGGUCGAAGUGAGCCUACUGUGAUUGAGUCUGUCACCUUCAAAGGAGUCGCGAAACUACAGGGUUCAACGUCCAUGAUGCCAGUGAGUCCCUUACUGAUGGGUCUUCUAGGUACUGUCAGUGUUCUAGCAACAGGGGUCUGCCUCGUCCUCGCCGCCCUCUGCAAACGGCACUACGUCCGACCCGGACAUAAACACCACCACAAACAUCACGGUCACCACAGUGGUGCGAUUUCGGAGUCUAAACACGCACCUUUGGAAUCCAUGGUCGGGUCGGAGAGCGUAAUCGUAGAUGGCCAUUACACAGGCCUGUUAACUGCAGAACCGACAGGCAACGAGGAGCUCGGGGGUAAAAACGGAUCCGUACUGGAGGACACGGAUCCGGAUAUCAUAAAGAAUCAAUUCGAAAGACGUUCCUUCAACAACUUAACUAAGUUUUACAAACCUACAGAGCUGAGACUAGAAAAAGCCAAUGAAUAUAGUUAUAAUACGUUGAAUCCUUUGAGGAGUCCGCAGGCAGGAAAUUCAACGAUGUACCAUACUCUUCAAUGCUCAAGAAGUUCGGCAACUGCGCCGUUGGCGAGCACAAAAACGUUUCAUCAUAAAUACAAAGGACCUGAAGUUGUUACUUCUUCCAAUAGAAUACAAGAAAGUUGCAUUUAAGUGUCAUUGUUUUUACCGAGUAAUAUUAUUGUAAUUAUUAAAUUAAAUCCAUCCAGGCGUUUCAUAACA
Molecule: messenger RNA, 2919 nt
Organism: Harmonia axyridis
Lineage: Eukaryota; Metazoa; Arthropoda; Insecta; Coleoptera; Coccinellidae
Product: nephrin
Exons: 14
Coding region: 289-2850 (853 amino acids)
Molecular function (GO): protein binding
Source: RefSeq, a predicted model, not a curated record